Molecule: messenger RNA, 264 nt
Organism: Clunio marinus
Lineage: Eukaryota; Metazoa; Arthropoda; Insecta; Diptera; Chironomidae
Source: the annotation of a GenBank genome assembly
AUGAGGUCAUCAUUGUUGUCAAAUUUACUUCACGCUACUCAUUCGCAAGUUUAUCAAUCAUUCUCUUAUAUUUCGAAAACAUUGAAAAAGUUUGAAGCUUCAUUCAAGAAUCGUUACAAAUUAUUUUUUGAUCCUAAAGUUUUAGGUUUCUUGCAUAUAAUUAAUUCUUAUAAAAUCAAGAAGCUAACAAAUCGUUUUCCAUUAAAAAAUAAACAGAAAAGCCUGGAAAAUCUUCACAAAUCAUUGCAAAGUAAUAAAAAAUAA